UAGUUAAAAAAAGGGCUCUGUUUAAUUUGAAUAGCUUUCAUUUACAUAAAUAAAUCAAAAAUUAUAUUUUAUAUUAAAGUAUAUUAACUUUUUCCUGAAAUCCACUCCAAAGGUGCAUUACUGUAUCCACCCGGUUGGAUAUGUGUGUCAGCCGCAAAGGUUGCUUCGGCCGCCAAGUUCAGCCGGGUAAGAGGAUCCAACUGGCGAAGGGCAGCCAUCGGCUCUUUAUAUACCAUACGAAUGGCAAUUGCUAUCAUCACUUGCAUCUCUAGACCCGAGCACGCAGAUCAUGAGCAACGGCAGACAUUUGGCUAAAGGCUCACCCCCGCCGGAUGUGCCCGAGGAUGGUAUCCUUCGCCUUUACUCUAUGCGCUUCUGCCCAUUCGCCCAGCGCGUGCAUCUGGUGUUGGAUGCCAAGCAGAUCCCUUACCACAGCAUCUACAUUAAUCUCACAGAGAAACCAGAGUGGCUGCUGGACAAGAAUCCGCAGGGCAAGGUACCAGCUCUAGAAAUUGUAAGAGAACCAGGACCACCUGUGCUUACGGAGUCGCUAUUGAUCUGCGAGUAUCUGGACGAGCAGUAUCCAUUACGUCCGCUCUAUCCGCGUGAUCCUCUUAAGAAAGUUCAGGAUAAAUUACUGAUUGAGCGAUUUGGAGUGGUGCUUGGUGCCUUCUUUAAGGCAUCGGACGGCGGUGAAUUAGAGCCCUUCUGGAACGGCCUCGACACCUACGAAAGGGAACUGAGCCGUCGGGGUACAGACUUCUUUGGUGGUGAACAGACAGGAAUUUUGGACUACAUGAUCUGGCCCUGGUGUGAGCGCCUCGAGCUUCUAAAGUUGCAGCGUGGUGAGGAAUACAACUACGAUGAAAGCCGUUUCCCUCAGCUGACCUUGUGGCUGAUACGCAUGAAGCGUGAUCCGGCUGUGAUGGCUUUUUACAUGGAGGCUGAGGUUCAAGCUGAGUUCCUGCGCACGCGUAGCUUGGGCCAACCCAACUAUAAUUUGCUUGUGAAGGAUGCCUGAUGCAGCUUGGUUUAUUUAAAUGUUUAGCUUGGAAUGAAUAAAACUUUAAGGCAGUCCAAAACCAGUUCCUAAGAUUUGAUUUUGGCUAAACCUGUUGGCAAUCUA
Drosophila eugracilis is the source of this 1126-nucleotide messenger RNA. Its product is annotated as pyrimidodiazepine synthase. The transcript has 3 exons. Lineage: Eukaryota; Metazoa; Arthropoda; Insecta; Diptera; Drosophilidae. The record is from RefSeq and is a predicted model, not a curated record. Gene Ontology annotation, biological process: glutathione metabolic process. The coding region runs from base 290 to 1021 and encodes 243 amino acids. Gene Ontology annotation, molecular function: glutathione transferase activity; glutathione dehydrogenase (ascorbate) activity. Gene Ontology annotation, cellular component: cytoplasm.